Molecule: messenger RNA, 998 nt
Organism: Mollisia scopiformis
Lineage: Eukaryota; Fungi; Ascomycota; Leotiomycetes; Helotiales; Mollisiaceae
Exons: 1
Coding region: 289-789 (166 amino acids)
Source: RefSeq, a predicted model, not a curated record
CAUCACUAGCCCUGGAUUUGGAAUUCUUGGCAAAAUGAUUUGUAUUUGAUUUCAGAUAUUAUGCUUCAACUUACCUAUCAUCUCUCACAGCACUGUGCCAGCACAAGGUAAACAACUCAAGCCGCAUAUCAGAAAGGUAGAAGGAGAGGGAUCAAACAACUCGACCUUAAUUUACACUCGCUUUCGAGGACUGGCAAAAGAUUCGAACCGUUCUUCAUCUUUACGCAAAGGAGAUCCAGAAACAGCAACUUGAUCCCAAAUACCACUCUCCUCGACUCAAACACCAUCAUGGCAGCCACGAACAAAGAUUCUCUCACCAAACUAAAAGACCUCUACCAAGCAAUCGACAGCUUAAAGCCGACCUCGACACCCGAAGAAUUCCAGACAAUCAGCGCCUUCUUCAGCCCAACUUGCACAACCUACCUCAAAAGCAUGCGCGAAUACGACGAACCCAGCCUCGGCCGCACCGCAACCAUUUCCUCCCUCCAAGACAACCUAAAGAUCCAACACGUCGUCAAUCGACACAUUAUCUCUCAAUCCACAAGCGCAGAUGGGUUGACCGUCUACUGCGAGAUGAAGAAUCGCCUUCAUGUGCUGGGACAGACACUCGAUCCUUUCUACGAGACGGCGGUGGUUGUGUUUGAUGAAGAGGGGUUGAUCACGGAGUUUAAGAAUUAUUCUUGUCGGAGUCAUAUUGUUGAGAUUGUACAGGAGCAGACGGGGUUGGGACCUUAUGCGGAAGUUCCGGAGACAAGAGGGAAGUCGGAAGGGAAAGCUGGUUGUUGUUAGUAGUACUUGGCUUUGUGUUGAAGAACAUGGUGAGAGUUCGAAGAGAUUACGAUUUGACGUCCUGCUAGAGACUCUCAAUCCAGGAUCAAGCAAAUCGUGUUUCUAGAUAAUCGAUAUCUCUACAUUCGAGGACAGCAAAGUGAUAACAAGCAUGUGCAGCAAAGCCGCUACUGUUAGCGCACCUUGUUCAUUAACCCUUCCAUUACCUG